Messenger RNA from Onthophagus taurus, 1506 nucleotides. RefSeq lists its product as uncharacterized. NCBI's taxonomy places the organism in Eukaryota, Metazoa, Arthropoda, Insecta, Coleoptera, Scarabaeidae. The record is from RefSeq and is a predicted model, not a curated record.
UAUGUUUUACUUUCGCGAAAUAUCUUCAAUUAAGUAUUCCAGUAUGAAUAAUAAUCUCCCAUAAAUCAUUGUAUAAGAACGAACUGUCUUUAUUAAUGAAGAAAAAUCAUAGUGAUGGGAAAAAAUUUCUUGAAAUUUAGAAUUAUUGCUUGUAAGAACUACAACAUAAGACCAAACAUAAUAAUAAAACUAAAAGUUGUAUAUUAAAAAAGCAUGUAGUACACACCAACAAUCCUAACGAAUCAAAACAGUGUCCAGUUCUUUCGCCUACUCUUUGCGACGAGUGAGAGUAGAGAGAAGUUGAAGCGCGUGCUUUAAAACAACUCUUUAACUUCGCCCAGAAGCAAACGAGCGGUCGCACGUGCGCCUGUUAUUCUCGUACUAGUCCUCAGAGUUGAAUCCAUGCUCUAAUUAUCUUUAACAAUACUACGGGUAUACAAUUUGCGACGCCGUAUGAACUUUUAUGCACAAACCUACGCUACCAUUUGAAAAAGACACAAGUUUCAUUCAGUGAAGACAACCAAUUACGACAUCCUUCUCAUUUGAUUUCUUCAUACACAAAAAGAUGCAUGUUAACCAGUGGAUGUUAUUUGUUGUAGCAUUGAGUUUGGCCGAUGUUAUUAAUGGGAUCAUUCCUGAAGAUAGUGGAAGUAUUUUGGAUAUUGAUAUUCCGUCAAGACAAAACGAUAAAUUUUCAAAUCCACCAUAUCCAUACGUUGCAAGCACAGGUGGAAAUAACAUAGGAAACGAAUAUUCAGAAGAACGACUCCCCUCGGAUCCUAUGCGAAGGUGUUCUGAACGAUUAGAUAAUGCACUUCAAGAGAUGAGACGUAGACAACAAGCCAAACAAAAAUCUUUACAUCUAAGCGGAUACACAUUACACCAACAAUUACGCUCGAUACCUUACGAAAUGUACGUAACCGAUAUGAGAGUACGAUUACCGUCAUCAACCAGUUGGGUUCGUGUUGAUCGAUGUUUCUUCGAUCCUGUAAACACCUCGUUAGACACACGAUUACUCUUUAGCGAUUUAAGCAUAAUUGGAAAAGUUAACUUAUUUGGAGAUGGGGAAUUAUUGGAAAAGGAGCCUGAUCAACCAGACUCGGAAGGAAGUUGUAACAUGAUUUUGAGAUUAAGAAGAGCCGGAAUCGGAUUUCACACUGAACCGAUUCGACGCGAAAGAGGUCAUUUUAACGUUCGAACUGAUUCGCAUUUUUUAGAACCGGGUUUUAUAAGUGUUUAUGCUUAUGGUUGCGAGUCACAUUUUCGUGAGCACAGAAGAAGUUUUUCGGAAGCCAAUUAUGAGGAUGAAGAGAUUGCUAGGGAAAUGGAAGAUAUUUUUAUAAAAGGUAUUAGGUCUUUACUCACUUCGUACAUGCAAAGAGAAUUACAACCAGCUAUAAAAGAAACUUUAAUGACUAGUAUGGGUUAUACGGUAUCUUACGGAUAAAUAAUUACCUGUAUAUAGAUGUAAAUAUGUUAUAGAAUUUAAUAAAGUAUUUAGUAACA